Nothobranchius furzeri (turquoise killifish) is the source of this 3552-nucleotide messenger RNA. The record is from RefSeq and is a predicted model, not a curated record. Lineage: Eukaryota; Metazoa; Chordata; Actinopteri; Cyprinodontiformes; Nothobranchiidae.
AUGGGGAAAGAGCAGGCUUGUGGUGUACGGGGAUUGGAGCCUGCAUCCAGCUGUGUUGGAACAGAUUUGGAUCCGGUUCGGCACAGCCGUAGUGGAUCUUUUUGCCUCCAAGGAGAAUGCUCAGUGUCCACUGUUUUUCUCCCUGCGCGACCGAGACGCUCCACUCGGCGUGGACGUGCUGGCGCACGACUGGCCACGGAGACUGCUUUACGCUUUUCCCCCAGUGGCCCUGAUACCACCCACCUUGCUGAGGGUACGAACCCAGCGCCACACUCUCAUUCUGGUGGCCCCAUACUGGCCAGCCAUGCAUUGGGUGGCGGACAUUUUCCAACUCCUGGAGGGCCAACCUUGGAAACUGCCGCUUCGCAGGGACCUGGUGUCCCAAGCGGGAGGCUCGAUCUUCCACCCUCAUCCAGAACGGCUGGCCCUGUGGGCCUGGCCCCUGAGGGGUGCGGGCUAGUGUCUGCAGAGCUGCCCCAGGCAGUCAUUCGAACCAUUCAGAAUGCUAGGGCCCCCUCCACUAGGUCCCUAUAUGACUGUAAAUGGAGGGUGUUUGAAGCCUGGUGUCAGGGUAGGGAGGUCUCACCCUUCCAAUGCCCGGUGAACAUCAUUCUGUCUUUCCUGCAAGACUUGAUGGAUGGGAAGAAGGCUUUCUCCACCAUUAAAGUGUACCUAGCAGCCAUUUCCGCCCGACACUUGGGUUUUGGGAAGAAAUUGGCAGGUCAACACCCCCUGGUGUGUAGCUUCAUGAGGGGCGCGCGCAGGCUUCUCCCUGUGUCUCGACCCCUGGUGCCCUCAUGGGAUCUGUCCUUGGUGCUGUCGGCCCUCUCCGGGCCUCCAUUUGAACCUAUGGACAGCCUGGACCUUAAGAUCCUGUCUCUUAAGGUGGUGCUACUCCUGGCUUUGGUAUCUGCAAAGCGAGUUAGUGACUUACAGGCUCUCUCUGUGCACCCAUCCUGCACCCAGUUUGCACCCGGUGACAUGAAGGUGUCCCUGAAGCCCAACCCUGCCUUUGUGCCUAAGGUGGUGGGCUCCUUUUCUCCUAUUAUCCUCACAGCUUUCUACCCACCACCCUUCUCCUCUCCUGAGGAGGAGCGGUGGCACAAGCUGUGUCCGAUUCGCGCGCUCAAGGAGUAUGUGAAUCGGACGGAGAACCUUCGCAGGGGGGACCAGCUUUUUGUGUCAUGGGGUGAGCCUCGUAAGGGGAAACCCGUCACAAAGCAGCAGCUUUCCCACUGGAUUGUGGAGGCUAUUUCUAUGGCUUACUCCUGUCAGGGCAUUCAGGCACCUGUUGGGCUCAGGGCCCAUUCUACUAGGGGCCUGUCUGCCUCUUGGGCCCUUUUUCGGGGGCUGUCAAUCCAGGAGAUUUGUGCUGCAGCAAGUUGGGCUUCUCCACUUGCAUUUGCACGCUUCUAUAAGCUUGAUGUUUCGGUCCCUGCAAUGACUCACACGAUUCUGAGUGUGGGGUCUUUGGCGGGCCAAGACGUAUCCCUGUAGGUUGGUGAUCGCUGGAUAAGCUGUCUGGCAAUACGGGAGUCUCCAUAUCCCAUAGUGAGACAUCGAAACGAAUGUUAAGAAAGAGAACUUUAGGUUACUGUCGUAACCCCGGUUCUCUGAGUAACAUGAGUGAGAUGUCUCACCAGACAACCCUUCUUGCUGGGCGAAGUGAGAAGAGGUGUUUAUCUUGAAUGGUGCGUGCGUUGGGACGCUUGCUACUUAUAGUAGCAGGUGACGCGUACGUCACGGUCACUGGCCAAUCAGGAUUGGCGUAUUGAGAUAAGUGCUUCUGAGGAAUCCGCGGAGUGGCGUAUCCCAUAGUGAGACAUCUCACUCAUGUUACUCAGAGAACCGGGGUUACGACAGUAACCUAAAGUUAAUGAUGAGCAAAACAUGAAACACACAGAUCACUUUGAAAUCAACAGGUGUUUCUACAACUACUACUCAAGGUUGUAUACCUCGGAGUCGCUCCAGGAGAAUUCCAUACUAGACUCCUUUUUUCAUGAUGUGGACGUUCCCCAGUUAAAACCAGAAUCAAUUGCCAUGAUGGAAGAGAAUAUUUGAACAGGAGAACUGAUUGCAGCUAUAAAGAGCAUGCAAAGUGGAAAAUCACCAGGCCCAGAUGGGUUUCCAUCUGAAUUUUUAAAACUUUCUAUGGGGUACUUGUCCCACUUUUACUCUCUGUAUUUAAUGAAUCCCUCUCAACAAAUUCUCUCACCACUACUAUGCGGGAAGCCACCAUUCCUCUUAUUCUGAAGAAUGAUAAAAAUCCCAGUAAUUUCAGUUCAUAUCGGCCUAUAUCUCUUCUUAACACGGAUGUCAAAAUCCUUACUAAACUGCUCGCCCGACGUUUAGAACACUCUCUCCCCUCGAUCAUAGCAUCCGACCAAAGUGGCUUCAUGAAGGGUAGAUAUUUGUUUUUUAAUCUCAGGCGUCUUUUCAAUAUUCUUUAUAACCCCUUCACAUAAGCCACACCAGAGACAGUGCUAUCAUUGGACGCGGAGAAGGCGUUUGACCGCGUGGAAUGGAACUAUCUGUUUUAUACUCUCGAAAAAUUUGGUUUUGGUAAAAAGGUUUUAUCUUGGAUUAAAAUUCUCUAUUCAUCACCAAUGGCAGCUGUCCGAAAAAAAUAACUACAUUUCUGCUUUAUUUGACCUACAGAGGGGCAUUAGACAGGGUUGUCCAUUGUCACCGUUCCUCUUCGCAACAGCCAUAGAACCCUUAGCACUCGCUGUCCGACAGGAUAUUAAUAUUAAAGGGAUUACUCGCGGUGGUCAAGAGUGCAAGCUUUCUCUUUAUGCUGAUGACUUGCUUUUGUAUGUUUGUGAUCCUAUGAACAGCCUUCCUCAUAUACUGAACGUUUUGCAUAGAUUUGGUAGAAUAUCUGGUUAUAAAAUUUAUAUCCAGAAAAGUGAACUGAUACCAAUUAAUUUGGCUGCAAGAAGUACUUCCUUUGGUUCCACACCUUUCAAAAUUAAUACUAAAAGGUUUAAAUAUCUAGGAAUUUGGAUAUCCCUAAAUUACAAGGAUCUUUAUAAAUAUAAUUUUUUGCCCCUCAUAGAUCGAUUGAAACAAGAUGUUAGAGUCUGGGACAUGCCACCCCUCUCUUUAAGUGGUAGAAUAAACAUUAUUAAGAUGUCCUUUUUGCCAAGACUUUUCUAUCUGUUCCAAAACAUUCCUAUUUACCUGACACAUUUUUUUCCAAUCUGUUGACAAUAUAAUUUCUAUGUUUAUCUGGAAUAAUAACCCCCUGUAGAGUUAAAUCUGCAUACUGAAAUCACCUCUGUUUCUAUUCAGUGGAGAUUCCGAAAAUGACCAAUCAGAUUAACCUAUGAAGCUUAUAUCAUAUAUAUAAAUAUCCCGGAUACUUAUAUAUCGAUCUAAGUUCAUACAUCAACCUGUUUGAUCUAAUUUUAAUCCAAAGAUUAAUGUUUAAUUUAGAUAAUUAAAUUUAAUAGCAAAAGUUAUUUUUGAAUCAGAAACGAGGAUCUUUGCUUUCAAAUAACCAGAAAUAGUAUACCUUUUCUGUGUUCCGUUUCAAUAAGGAGGCAAGUU